GUGCGUGCUGUGGAGCAGUACGUGCUGACGCAUGACGCACAGCUUUUCUCGCCCCGUCUGCCUCUCGGAGCCGUCACACAUUCUUUGGCUUUCAAGGUCUCUGGACACACCUAGGCCAAUAACCAUGUCUGACUUCUCUGAAGAUCAACUCAGUGAGUACAAGGAGUCGUUCCUGCUAUUUGACAGGACUGGAGAUGGAAAGAUCAGCUAUAGCCAGUGUGGAGAUGUCAUGCGCGCCCUGGGGCAGAACCCUGUCAACGCGGAGGUGGCCAAAGUCCUGGGCAACCCCAAGGCCGAGGAGAUGAACACCAAAAUGUUGGACUUUGAGCAAUUUUUGCCUAUGUUCCUCGCCAUCGCCAAGAACAAAGAUCAAGGUUGCAUGGAAGAUUAUGUUGAGGGAUUGCGUGUCUUUGACAAGGAAGGCAACGGAACAGUAAUGGGGGCUGAGCUCCGCCAUGUUCUCACCACACUAGGUGAGAAAAUGACAGAGGAGGAGGUGGAGCUUCUCUUGGCAGGACAUGAAGAUGCAAAUGGCUGCAUCAAUUAUGAAGCAUUUGUCCGUCACAUCUUGUCAGGCUGAGGCCGGUACGGGCAUUGGGUAUAUCAUGAAACUGGUCAGGACGGUCAUGAGCGGCUGAAGAUGACAAGUCUUACAUUUUAGUACUUCUUUGCAUUUACCCUUUUUAAGUCACAUCAUAAACCCUUUAUACAUUUCCAAAUAUUCAUACUUUCACUUAAUUUAAGUGCCUUGACAUUCCCUAGGUCACAAACUGACCUCACAAAACAUGUCUUUAUCCUGUGUGCUUGUUUUGUUUCAGUAACGGGGGCAACACUUUCUACUCGUACAAUUUUAAUAACAUGCUGUAGUUAGAACUACCUUUUGUGUCUUUAGAUAAUAGGUCUAUGUACAGUAGUAGUUACCUGCCGUUUCACAGGCAAACUGGUACAAAAAAUUAUAUUAUUGUAGGUUUAUACUGUUAAAGCCAUACAAUCAUGAUGCAUUUCAAAGAAAGCUCCAAUUUUAAUUCACCCAAAUAUUUUUCUGCAUUUAAAUAAAUGUGUCUUGAAAACCAA
Boleophthalmus pectinirostris (great blue-spotted mudskipper) is the source of this 1074-nucleotide messenger RNA. RefSeq lists its product as uncharacterized. The transcript has 7 exons. Bases 32 to 580 code for a protein of 182 amino acids. Gene Ontology annotation, cellular component: myosin II complex. Gene Ontology annotation, molecular function: structural constituent of muscle; calcium ion binding. Lineage: Eukaryota; Metazoa; Chordata; Actinopteri; Gobiiformes; Gobiidae. The record is from RefSeq and is a predicted model, not a curated record.